Molecule: messenger RNA, 1044 nt
Organism: Puntigrus tetrazona (Sumatra barb)
Lineage: Eukaryota; Metazoa; Chordata; Actinopteri; Cypriniformes; Cyprinidae
Exons: 2
Coding region: 1-657 (218 amino acids)
Source: RefSeq, a predicted model, not a curated record
AUGGUCGAGUCCUCCCCUGGGUCCCCGGUGGAAGAGUUGGCAGGAUUGAGGAGAUCCUCAAAGUGUCAGACAGUUUGCCAGAACCUCUUUGAGGCCAUCCGUUUUUUUCCACCGGUACCUGUCAGCUGCCUUAGAAAUCCCACGAGCCAACCAGGCCUGAUAGGACUCCUCCUUCAGCUUGACGGCAUUACUUACUUCUGGUGUCCACCACCGGGUUUGGGAGUUGCCGCCACAACAUGCACCAGAGACUUUAUGGCCACAGCUCCAGACGUCCACGUCGACAAUAGAGGUAGAGAACAUAGUCCACUUAGACUCAAUGUUUCCAGCCUCCCUCGGGAUCCGGUCAAAGUUCUGAAGAUCUCCCUAACAGGGGUCUCUGCCAAACAUUCCCAACAGACUCUUAUGGUACGUUUUGGCCUGCCAAGUCUGUAUUCGUCCGAUAGUCAAACCUCAGCUUCAGAAGGAACAAUGCGGCUUUUACCCUGGACAUGGAAAACUGGACCAGCUCUAUACCCACUUCAGGGUACUGGAGGGUUCCUGGGAGUUUGCCCAACCAGUCCACAUGUGUUUUGUGGAUUUGGAGAAGGCAUUCGACCAGGUUCCUCACUGUGUCCUGUGGAGAGUGCUCUGGGAAUACGGGGUAAUACGGCCCAUUGAUAAGGGCUGUCUGAUCUCUGUAUGAUCAGAGUAGGAGCUUGGUUCGCAUUGCCGCCAGUAAGAUAGACUUUUUCCCAGUGCAUGCUGGACUCCAACAGGGCUGCCCUUUGUCACCGGUCCUGUUCAUUAUUUUUAUGGACAGGAUUUCAAGGUGCAGCCGGGGGCCAGAGGGGGUCUGGUUUGGUGACCACAGGAUAUCGUCUCUGCUUUUUGCGGAUGAUGUUGUCUUGUUGGCUGCAUCUGGACAGGACCUACAGUGUGCAACAGGGAGGUUUGCAGCUGAGUGUGAAGCGGCAGGGAUGAGAAUCAGCACCUCAAUCAAUCUGAGGCCAUGGUUCUCAGUCGGACAAGGGUGGCUUGCCCCCAUCAGGUUGGUGGGGAGUUCCU